Laccaria bicolor S238N-H82 is the source of this 1073-nucleotide messenger RNA. RefSeq lists its product as uncharacterized. NCBI's taxonomy places the organism in Eukaryota, Fungi, Basidiomycota, Agaricomycetes, Agaricales, Hydnangiaceae. The record is from RefSeq and is a predicted model, not a curated record. Gene Ontology annotation, cellular component: nucleus. The transcript is spliced from 4 exons. Gene Ontology annotation, molecular function: RNA binding. Bases 13 to 591 code for a protein of 192 amino acids.
CAUACCCAAAGGAUGUCGUCUAAAUGGGACCAACCAGCGCCAGCCGCUGCUGCUUCUACGACCGAAGAGCAACCACCUUCAACGUCGGCGCCAAUCGUGAACGGCAAAACUGCCGCAGAAGCUGCUGCAGCCGCAGCUGCCAUCGCCGCCAAAAUUGCAGCUCAAUUCGCUGAUGGUGCCUUGGGUGGCUUGAACGAAGCUUAUUCAAAGGAUAUCGAUAUAAACGACGUUAGGAAUCGAUAUAUGUUGACUAGAGGAUCCACGCAAACAGAGAUCCACGAAGAAACUGGGGCUUCGGUGAGCACCAAAGGAGUAUGGUAUCCUGAUCGUAGUAAGGCGACAGAGAAAGAUCCACCUCUCUAUCUACAUGUCGCCGCUGCCACCCCCGAGAUACUCCAGAAAGCAUUGGACAAGAUUGACGAGCUGAUGUCUAUAGACCUUGGGUCGUUGGUAGAGGAUAAGAAGUCAUUGAUGAAGCGUAAAUGGCCCGAAGAGAAACUACCAGUCGGCCUAGAGACAAUUCGAAACUUCAAUGUCCGAGCCAAGGUCGUAGGGCCUCAAGGAUCAUUCGUGACCUAUCACUUUUUUUGAACGCGAUUCGAAUCGGAGAAUUGGUUUGUGAGACUAACUACCAUUGUUUCGCUCAUGUUGUUUUAGGCAUACGCACCGCCUCCAGGAAGCGCACCACCUCCACCACCGCCGGGCGAGCAACCCCCACCACCCCCUGGCGGGAUGCCACCACAACCGGUAGGCGGUCCUCCCCCACCUGGGACUGAUCAAUCCAGUCAUGAUGCUAUCGCUAUGUAUUGGGCUGCUUAUGGGUACGACGUGAAUUCCCCACAGUUUAAGGAAUGGGCUGCGCAGCAGCAGCAACAGUAUGGCCAGUAUUAUGCGGCGUCAGGAUCCUCUGCAGGAUCUGCUGCACCUGCUCAGCCUGGUCCUGACGGGGCAGCGGAGAAUCAGCAACCACCCCCUCCACCUCCGUAGGCUUAGUGUAGUAAGGACCUCAUAGUUAUUAAAUAUUUUAGAUAUGCUCUUUGUUACAUACAUGUGUUGAAUUUUUCCUUUCUUCG